Arctia plantaginis is the source of this 1041-nucleotide messenger RNA. The record is from the annotation of a GenBank genome assembly. Lineage: Eukaryota; Metazoa; Arthropoda; Insecta; Lepidoptera; Erebidae.
AUGGCUCAUUACAAAGGAGCUGCAUCUGAGGCUGGUAGGGCUAUGCACUUAAUGAAGAAAAGAGAAAAAGCCCAGCAAGAAAUAGAACUACGUAAGAAAAAAAUAGAAGAAGAUUUGAAGAUAGACAACAUCGAAAACAAGUUUGCUACCCAUUAUGAUGCUGUAGAACAACAAUUGAAGAGUUCAACUAUAGGUCUAGUCACUCUUGAUGAGAUGAAAGCAAAGCAGGAACAUAUAGUUCGAGAGCGAGAGAAAAAACUAGCGCAGAAGAAGGCAGAAAAAGAAAAAGAGAGACAAAAAGAAAUUGAAGCGAAACAAGCACAGAAAAACAAACAAAAGAGACAGAUUCAAGCAUUAUCAUUUGACAUUACUGAAGAGGAAGAGGAUGAGGAAGGUAACGAUGAUGAUGCUGCUUCAUCGGCUGAUGAGAAAACAGAUGUGAAGAAUUGGAGAGAAAAGGAAGAACCAUCAUUAAAAAGAAUAAAGAAGAAUCCUGAUGUAGACACUUCAUUCUUGCCAGAUAGGGAGAGAGAGGAGGCUGAUCUUAAACUACGUGAGGAAUUACGAUUAGAAUGGGUUAUGACACAAGCCAGUCUCAAGGAUGAACCCAUCACAGUUACCUUCAGCUACUGGGAUGGUUCAGGACAUAGAAGGAAUGUGACCUUGAAAAAAGGUAACUCCAUAUAUCAAUUUUUACAAAGAUGUUUAGAUACAUUACGUCCUGAAUUCAGUGAACUGAAAACAGUGUCUGCUGAUCAGCUGAUGUAUGUCAAGGAAGAUCUCAUAUUGCCCCAUCACUAUACAUUUUAUGAUUUUAUAGUUACUAAGGCAAGAGGUAAAAGUGGCCCUCUGUUUCAAUUUGACGCUUCCGAUGACGUCAGACUAGUCAAUGAUGCCACACAAGAGAAACAGGAUUCACAUGCUGGCAAAGUAUUAUUAAGAUCCUGGUACGAAAGAAACAAACAUAUCUUCCCGGCAUCAAGAUGGGAACCUUAUGACCCCACGAAAACCUAUUCCAAAUACACCAUCAAGGGAAAGUGA